Penaeus monodon (black tiger shrimp) is the source of this 2364-nucleotide messenger RNA. RefSeq lists its product as uncharacterized. Lineage: Eukaryota; Metazoa; Arthropoda; Malacostraca; Decapoda; Penaeidae. The record is from RefSeq and is a predicted model, not a curated record. Bases 355 to 2364 code for a protein of 669 amino acids. The transcript is spliced from 3 exons.
UUUUUCAGCUUGUCCUUUGACAACCGCUCUGGAGGUUGUUUUCAGGAAGAGCAGCACACUGGGCGAUAUUACAGUGGUUGUGAAUGGAGUUUCUAAUGUGAUAAUGUGUUAAAAUAGUGGUGUGGGCGAGCGAAGCAGAAAGAAAGAGGAGGACUGAGUGAGCUUUCCUUAUAUUUUGUUAUUUGGGUCUGUACUGCAGAGUGAGCUGCUUGUAUGUCCAGUUGCAGAAGACACAAGUGAUGAUUGAAAGAUAAGCAAAGCUGACAGCAUUCCUCAUUGGGAUGAGGAUACUAACUUCAUGUUGGAGUGAGGAUUCAGGUUUCAGGAAGCAUCCUUGCAGAAAACUGGACAGCAAUGGCUGAUCAAGGAUUUAAGGAGAGAGGUGACAGAGGUGGAGAGUCUGAAGGUGGAGCAAGAAAUGGUACGACUAUGACUCAGGUUUGCAAAAGCACUGUCAUGUCAUGCCCAUCUCUAGAACAAGCAUCUCUGCACAGGAUUUCUGAGGAAAUGAAGGAAACCUUGCUUUGGAAUGUGAUCAAUAGUCAAAGAGUGUUCAAUGAACAAGUAAAGAGAGCUGUCUUAGAAGCACAAAACAGAUGUCCUGGCUUGAGAACAUGCCAAGAGGACAAUAAAUUUGCUGAUUGUAAUGGACAUAUGUCAACAGACAUGACAAGUCCAUUGAUCAACACCUGUAAUGAACAAGACAAAUAUAAAUCAAUAUCCACAAAUAAGGAAUGUGUCAGUAUCAGCUCUAAUGAUAAAAAGCCAUUGAAUACCAGCACCAGCAGCAAGCAUGACUCCAUGAGUGACACAUGCAAUUUUGAUCAAAUAUUAGCAAAAAAUAGAAAUAGUGACACACAAGGGCAUACUCAUACCAGCUGCAUUGAUGAACAACAGUGUGAUUUAAAUGAUCUCUCUGCAGCCAGUGAGGAGCUACUCAAUUCCUUUAGUGAUGAAAACAGGCUUCUGACAAACAAUACAGUCCUUGAUGACUGUAUUGGGGAUCAUAUUAAUUCUUGUCAAAGAGUGAAAAGUGGAUUUGAUUUGAAUAAAGAUUGUCCCAGAGACGGCUCAACAUCCAUGGAGAACGGGAGAACUGACAUCCAUCCUGCUCAGUCUGGGUCAAAUAAGGUAUCAUCUAAACCAGAGUCUUGUGUCAGUGCAUACCCAUGCUGCCCACAUGUGUCUUGUUUGUAUAAUCAGCCAGGUAAGCUUUGCACAGUCUUAGGGAAACAAUUCAUCUUGACAAGUAUUGAAGAUGCCCCAGUACUGAUUGAACUGAAGCUAGAAAUGCUGCAUGGCCAUCCAUGCGGGUGCUUGAUUCUUUGGCGAGGGAAGAAUCCAGUACCAUUGGCUAGCCUAAGAGAUGGAACGCAAAUAUAUUUUGAUGCUGUUGUAUUUCCAAAUUCAUCCAGAUUUACAUGUUUGGUGGUCUGGCAAGAAGAGAAGCCAAAAGUAAGUGUAGAGCCAUAUUUUGAUUCUUGUGUAUUUCUAUGUGAGGUAAAGGGAGUUACUGGGACCCUAAUAUCUUUUGAAAAGGGCAUGGGAUGUGUUAGUGCUGUUAUAGAUGGAGAAGUGGAAAUGCUCACGUUUUCUCCUUCAAUUUUUUUCAUUAAUGGAAAGAAGGUUGGGGGAAAAUCUAGAAUAAUUGAACUCCUUGCCAACAAAGAUUUGAAAGUAUGCAUAGAUGUUGUCAAAUUUGCAACAGCAGGUGAAUGUGUCUCACUUUGUUCUCGAAUUUGGAAAAAAGAGGAACCAGCCAAUCAAAAUCUGCAGAUAGUUCCAAAUCAUUUAACUUUAUAUAGAAAUGUACAGGGCAGCUUUAUUAAGAAUAAAAAACAAGCCCAUUUGUACAUUGAUGUAGAAGCCAAUGUUAACAUGACAGAGGAUGAAUAUUAUCUACAAUUUAAUUUAGAUGGAAAUGAAAUAAGUCUGCCUUGGGUUGAUAAAAUCUUGCAUGUAAACAACAGAAAGACAAAGGCAGAUGUGACAGUAAGAAGAGUAAGGGCGCACAUCUUGCGAUGGAAGAGCAACACCAACAUGAUUGCUUACAGAUUCUUAAUGGUUCAAGCAUAUACAGGUAGAACACAGCAGCUAGAAACUGAUUUCCACAAGGAUGAAACCAAAAUUUCUCAUUUGUCUAUGGAUGAAACACACAAUGCAGAGUCAGACACAAGCAUGCUUGUACUUACAGAGUUAAGUGAAGUUAGUGCAUGUGUGGAUUUAGAUAGUCCUGACUCAAAUGCCAAUAAUCAUUUAUCAAGUGGGGUAGGACAAACAAAAGAUCUUUCGGUUGUUUCAUGUACAUAUGAAACAAAAGGUAUGGAAAAUAAGGCAUUGUUAAGUAUCCCUUUUCAAAAAUAG